AUGAUAACUGCAGUUAUCUUUUGGGAGAAUGACACUCUCCAAAAAAGCAUAUGCUAUAUGAGUGAUAUAGACGAGGACAACAGGAUGAAGCGUGAAAUACAUAGUGGGGAAGUUUCUGCCAAAUCUUGUGGAAAACCAUGUUCUAAAAGCAAGUACAAUUCUAAACACUGCAAAUACCAUCUGAUUCCAACUGAGUUUGAUUGCUCUCUGUACCAGCAAGCUGAUCGGGAUUCAAACUUGAUAACUAAUGGUGUUAUAUUUCAUGGUGAAAAUUCUCCGAGAAACUAUAGUGAGGUGUAUCGGUGUCGUCAGGUUCUGCUGAUCAGAGAGAGAGAUUAG
Molecule: messenger RNA, 339 nt
Organism: Eruca vesicaria subsp. sativa (arugula)
Lineage: Eukaryota; Viridiplantae; Streptophyta; Magnoliopsida; Brassicales; Brassicaceae
Source: the annotation of a GenBank genome assembly